CGUCACGCGUCAGAUAAACCGCAUUCAAAAUCUGCAAAAAAAUGAUGGAAAUGAAUGCCGGCACUAUCGGCAAGCGGCGGAAGGUGGCCCCAGAGGAAGGGGCCGCGGCGGCCGAAGAAACCGGACCGGAAGCCUUGUUUGCAGCUGCGUCGCUGGAAGGCGAUGAUGGUGAGACGGAGAUCAAUGGUCGUUCGAAUUCCCAAGCCAGCAACGGGAUGAACAACGGAAGAUCUUCGCAGGAUUGUCAAGACUUCAAUUUGAUGCCGGAGCCGAUCUUUGGAGCUGCAACUGCGUCGUCACAAGACUCUCCUUUCGGCGAGCAUUACGAUGAGUCCUGCACGACCUCGUCGGAUACAACACGACGACGACGCAAAGUUACUGACGCGGAUAUGGAAGUCGACGAAGGCUGCAGAAACGAAAAUGAAAGAACCUUCCUGGGCCUCGCCGCUUCGCAAAUCGAGGUGGAUGAGGUGGAGGCACCGAAGUUUGUGAUGGUGACCAAAAUGCUUCCGCCCUCCCAAAAACCACGCAAAUCCUCCCCGUCGCCGACGUAUUGAUGUUUUUCGUUGAGCAAGGUCGUGGUGUUUAUUUCAUACCGUGACUGAGUUUUGUCAUGCUCAUGCAGAACAUUUUUUUUUAUUUUUCCAAGACGAAAAACUCCCUCAGGCCCCCCUCCACGGCGGAAGAGCGAACCUUGCUCGCAAGAAUCAGCUUCGCAGAGAAAGAACGGAAUGACAGCGAAGUGAGUUUGCACCUGCGAAGCACGCCAUUGGAGGAUGAGGUGGUUCUGGACCACGAGGGCAUGGAGCAACAAGAACCUGGCAACAAUAUCCGCGAGAUUCUGAUUCCGGUGAAAGAUACCAACUACCACGCGGAUACCGACGUCGAGGGCGGUCGGGGGGAAGGCGGAGACGAGCGGUUUAAGGCGAAGGAGGAUUUAUUGGAUGAAGAUGAGGAUAUGGAUAUGGAUGUCCUUGCUGUGGAACCUUUCCAAAACAAAGUCCCGGCCCGCACCAGUGGCGGACAUAAAACACCGCGAUUCAUCUCCACGUCCUUAAAGCGGCCGGCAAGUGGAAGGAGCUCCACCGCUACGUUUGCAGCUGUUAAAGGAAUAAACGAAAUAAACACGACGACGGGACGAGAUGAAAAAAGUGCAAGGGUCCGAACCACACUGCUGUCCUCUUCGAGUUCCACCUCUGCACCGCCUGCUGUUGGUUUCUCGACAGAAGGGCCGGAAGGUUUGAAAAAAUUCGAUGCGGUUUGUUCUAGUACUACUACGACCUCCCUGGUCCGCGUUUCCGAUGUGUAUUUUACAAGUUCGCAAAAUCAACUGAAACUCCCCCGGUUUUCCCUUCUCGGCCGGGAGCAGCAAGACAUCGUCCGCGCAGCUUUAUUAGGAGACCGAUUUCCGAUUUUCGGGCCGAAAACGAUAUUUUUGAAAUUUCUCGACGCGCUGUGCAAGUUAUGCAUUGCAAAUAUGUCUAGGUCUGGAAGGUUAGAACUUGUGAUGCUAACUUUGGAUUCUAAAAAAAUCUUUAUUGCAUGACCAGCAAGAGGAGCCCAGUUUGUGCUACGCGGGGAGGGCAUUUGUCAUGCGGGAUAGGCAUCAGGAAGGCCUCUAAAGAUAUGUGAUGGUAGAUCAUGCAUUACAGACAUCCUGAGUCAUGCGAAAUAUGCAUGACAAACCUGGUAACCUUCCAGACCCAGACAUUUUUGCAGCUGAUAAAAAUCGACGGACCGGCAGCUGGAUCGGUUUGGCAGGCAAAUCGAGGAGGCGUUGGAGGACGGGGUAAAGGAACUCAGGAAGCAGAUCAAGGUAUAGUGUAUUACGUAUUUUUCUUUUUACUUCAUAUGUCUGCAUGACACGAACGAAUCAUUAUGCAGUUCUUUUCGCAUGGCAAAUUACAAUGCAAAGGUUUUUCUUUUUGCUGAUUUGCUGUAUUCGGGUAUGCAUGAGAAAUCGAUCCUCCGAAUAUUUUGAACACCAGACCAAGGAGAAGGAGGUCCUGCGGCUGGAGGAAUUCGCGGCGCAGAGCUACGAAUUGCUCGAAGUUCGCGAUAAAGUCUCCAACCUACAAACGGACUUGCUAGGGAAGGACGAGGAGUGUAAAAACCAGGAAGAGUUGUACCUGGAUUUAAAAACUUCGAUAGAGGAGAAGGAAAGAGAAAAGAUGGAACUAGACGACGAAAUUAUCGAGCUGGAAUUAGAUUUGGAGGAAGUGCAAAACGUUUACAAACACGACUUCUGCAGUCUGUUUUUGCGUGGGAAAGAUUUUUUACAACUUGGUCUUCUAGAAGAAGUACCACCUGCCGAGGAGAAGAAAGAGCGGGGAGGUGUGCAGCUCACCGGAAGUGGAACUGCAAGUAGCUCCGGAGUUGGAGGCCCGAACGGUGAAGCAGUAGAGCCCGGCGCUGCCAAUUCUGGUGCUAUGGGCGGUGAUAGUGCAACUGGUGCGGGACGAGAAAUAACAGAACUUCCGUCACAUCAAGAACCAGCAGCGCCGUCUUCUUCACAGCUGCCGAAUAGUAAAACGUGGUUUGGAAACUUUCUGACGCGGGCAAACCAGGAGGUUUCUAAGGCGUGCACGAGUUUGUACGAAACGUUAAAGGAAGCGGGGAGCAACGCGGUGCCCAGAGAGCAGAAGGUUGGCUCGGACUUGUCAUGAUGCUUGGUCUGUCUAUCUUUUCGAUACAGAUUUUAUGUACAGUUUUAGACUACAGCGUUGAUGAUUUCUACUCGCGUUUAUUAUUUUCAAACUGAAGUAAACACACACAACUCUGCAAGGUCGACCGCGUCGUGAGUUUGAUCCGGAAAAUCUGCCCUACGGACGACGCCCUUCUCUCCGCAACGCAGGCGGUGCUGCAGCUGCCUGCCGAGGAUCAUUUGGGGGAUUUUGACCGCUUGACCAUUCGGACGAUCGCGGAAAAAUUGGUGCAGCGGGAGAAGGAACUAGCAGCGCUCGUGGAGGAGAAGCAGAAACUUUUUGAAGAUCUGGAAGUGGAGAUUUUCGGAGGGAAGAACUGUGGGGAGGGACAACUGGAAGUAGACGAAGAAGGUAGUGCUCGUGAAGAUUUUCAACACAAGUUAAUAUCGCGGACCAAUGGUGCGGUUGCCGAAGCGGAGAUGAUGGAAACAACUCGGAAUAAACAUGUUUUAACAUCACCAGUAGAUCUCAACGUCGCAGUGGUCGUGUCCUCCACCUCGUCUAGCAGCAACGGUGCGAGCAAGUCAAACGACGAUGAAACUACACGGAUGACCAAAAGUAGAACCAUCAAAACGGCUAGGAGUAGCCUUGUUCAUCUACUCGCGGACAGCGGCACCAGUUCCUCGCCUGUUGGCGCGGAAAUGCGAGAAGAUGCAGCGGAUAUAGCUCUACUGGAGCCGGCUUCGUCUUCUUCUUGCUCGUCUGAGGAACAUUCCGGCGAAGAAAAUGACGGCCGGGCAGCUGGAGAUCAAGAAGAUGACGACGUGGAGCUGCAAGAAGAAAAUUAUACCGACAAGAAGAAUAUCAUGGCCAGCAGCGGUGAUAAUUACAACCCCAACGGCGGCGGCGCCGCCAAAUUGCUUGAGAAAGAGCUUUCAUCCUCCAGUUCCAGUUGCAGUGGCGAUGAUGCUUUAUUUCACGGCUUCUUCCGGUCGAAAAACCAAAGCCGGGAAUCCAGUUACUCCAGCCGCGAUUCAGCCCAGGAUAUGCAUUGCAAAUAUGUCUGGGUCUGGGAACUUGUGAUGCAAGGAAGGGAAUAGGGAGCGCACUGUAAUGCGCCGCCAAGCAUGACAAGUUUUUCCAUGGUUCUGAGUUGCGUACUUCGCAUGAGAAACUGCGUCUCUGCAUGACAGGCAAGAGGAGCUCUUUGCGGCCACGCAAUACAGAUUUCAGAGUCAUGCCCGGCUAGCAUAACAAACCUGGCAAUCUUCAUCCAGACCCAGACAUAUUUGCAAUGCAUACAGAACAGCUGCCGUCACAUUUCGGACGAGGAGGAUUAUUUUCUACUGGGAAGCAGUAGUAGUGUCGAGGAGACGGGGACGGUGGAGCGGAAUUCUUUAGUAGAGGGUGUUAAUAGCGAGGAACCGGAAGUAGAAGAUCUUCGAGAUGUGGAAAUGGUGUCGGAGCGCAGUUCAUCUUCUUUGGUGGAACCGGACCGGGAGGAGGAAGUAGUCCGGGACGUAAAAAUGGCGGAAACAGGUGCUAGUUCUGCGGCAGCAGUUAAAGUAAACGAAAAUCCACCAAGACCGCAGGACUUGCCGUUGUGCUUAUCCAAGAAGAAGAUCAUUGCGGACCAGAAGCUGCAAAGUCUCGUGCUCGAAAGAAACCAGAUUCAGGCGGAGUUGACGAAGCUGUCCGUUGUCGAGACGAGGUUAACCGGGCGCGCCGUCGAGCAGCGCCAGAUGAUUGAACAGAAGAAGGUGGAGAUUGAGAGAGGUUUGAUGGUCGAUUUACACGAUUUGGAGCAGGUGCAAAAGCAUUUCGAUACACUGAUGAGGAACAGAGAAAUGGAGUUGGUUGUCGGAUGAUUGAGUUUCGUGAGUUGUACCUAGCGAAAUAGAUGUCGAGCAACUGAAAUGCAAAUUCGAACUAGAGUUCUCGCUCUUUGUCGUGGGCAGACGCAGAGUAAGCCCGUACUAAGGAUGAUAAGCCAGCAGCUUCGCUAUCGAUUCGAAAGUGUUCUUUCGGUAGUUCUCUGUACCCGUUCGGAGUGCGUGCUUGCUGUUCCGGUCCCACACGUAUGAAGGCAAAGGAAGACCGUGCCAGCGCCAGG
Messenger RNA from Amoebophrya sp. A120, 4758 nucleotides. Lineage: Eukaryota; Dinophyceae; Syndiniales; Amoebophryaceae. The record is from the annotation of a GenBank genome assembly.